UUAUUCGCUUUUCAAAAUAAUGAUUAAUUAAUUGAAAUAAUCUUAAUUCCAAGAAAUAAACUCUCAAUUGAUAGUCAUCGGAUUUUAAUAAUUUAUAAAAAUGGGCAAUCUUUUCGUUUAAUGCAGAACAAAGGUAAAAAUUAUUAUCAUGUAGAUAGUAUUACGAAUACUCCAUGGACGAUUACGUCGUUUUGUUUAGUUUCUCUUUCUCUAGUUCGGGUGUAACAUCAUUUUGAAAUACUUUGGCUUUACAUUAUGAUAGUUUGAAUCAAUCCACGCCAUAUAUAAGAUGUAAUUUGUGUUUUAUGAUGCUAAGUUGAUAUAAACUCUGUGCACUGUUUAGGCCUGCUCACGCAAUUUCUAGUGUCCUUUACCAUACCCUGGACACGUUCAUCGGUUCGAUUUCUCCACCUAUCUUUCAGGAUGGAGACUGGGAUGCAUUAUAGUUUCAACAUUCUCUUGCACGUUCUAUUAGUGUCAUUAGUUUUACUGAAAUGUUCUGGUGAAGAAUUUCUACAAAGCGUUACAGAUGAAGUUUUGGCUGGAAAUUACACCAUCUACCACAUCAAAAGCCGUGGACAACUACGACUGGAACUUGUGUCACAUGAAGGUGAUGCUGAUAUAUAUGUCUCAGAUAGUGAAUUACGUCCUUCAUACGAAAAUUAUGAUUUGAAGUCUAUUACUUGUGGUGUUGAUGUGAUAGAAGUGUCUUCCAAAAUGAAGCGUCCUGUGGCAGUGGGUGUGUUUGGACAUCCUUUUUACAGGACUUCAAAGUAUACAUUGUCUGUGUACAAACUUCCCGAUCUAGAUGUGGACUAUGCAACCUUAGAUGCCUUAUACAAUAGUUAUACUGAUGAUUCAUCUGAAAAUGAGCAGGACUCGCAGAAAUCUAAUGAGGAUCACAUCUCUACAGAGGACAACCCUGACGAGGAGUCUACGCUGUGGACCAUUGUCAUAACAAUUUUGAAAAUACUGUUUGACAUUCUUGUUUGAAUUUUAUUUGAAGUAGUUUGGAAAGUAUUGAAUAUGUCAAAUAUAUUUGUAAGUCUCCCUGAUGGCCAAAUAUAAAGUACCCAGAAAAUAUGGAAAGAAGAGUGCUUUUUUAAAUUCUCCAACUAAUUUAAAAUUAGUAUAAAAUUAAUAACAAUACAUAUCUAUCAAAAUGUGGUGGUAUCCAUUUACAUUGAAGUAUACUUUUAAAGAAUUAUUUUUUAAAACAUUUAUCAUAAUGCAUUAUUUUUUUAAGGUAGAUAAAGGCAUUUAAAACACACAAACUAUUCAUUUUCCUACAAUUGUAAGAAUUGGCAGACUUCUUACAAAAUCCAGUGUAUGUUGAAUGUACAUCUUUGCAUCUUAAAUUAAUUUAUUUUAUUCAGCAAAAUUUCCUUGCUUGAGACUCAGCACAUGUAAUUAGAAAAAAAAAAUCAUUCUUUUGUUUCUUUUGCUUUCAUGGAUUUUGAUAGCGGCUACUCAUACUAAACAAAAAAGUAUGUAGUCUUAUUUUUAUCACUCAAACAUGUUUUACUAAAAAGAACAUUCUUUUCUUUGUGACUGACUUGAGAUUUCUGCCUAACAAUUCAGUUGAAAUUAUACCAAAUAAUCUUAUUUUAUUACAUUGUUCGCCAUUAGAGGAAUUUAUUGUUUAUCUUAAGAUACGACAAUAUUAUAACACCAUAUUAAAACAUGAUACAAGUAACCAUAUGUUCAACAUUUAUAUCAAUAAUUUAAGAAAAGUGCUAUGACUUGUCUUACCUGAAUUAAGUUUUUUUCCUUCAAAUAACCAUGUUGUAUUCCUUAUAUUUGUAAAUGUAUGUAUUUUUUUAGAUGAGUGUGUGUCAGUCAUGAGUGCAAGUAUUCCUUGUAUUUAGUCAAUGUAUGUAUUUUGGGGGUGAUUAUAUGUCAGUAUGUGUAUUCCUUGUUUUCAGUAAAUGUAUGGUUUUGUGAGUCAGUGUGUCAGACUUGAAAAAAGAAAAUAAAUGAAUGUAUUU
Messenger RNA from Saccostrea cuccullata (small rock oyster), 1988 nucleotides. Its product is annotated as UPF0669 protein v1g209471-like. The transcript is spliced from 2 exons. The coding region runs from base 424 to 993 and encodes 189 amino acids. NCBI's taxonomy places the organism in Eukaryota, Metazoa, Mollusca, Bivalvia, Ostreida, Ostreidae. The record is from RefSeq and is a predicted model, not a curated record.